AUGGCAGCCAAGAUUCCAGUGAGGUUUCAGAGAGUAGCAGAGGCUUUCGAUGAGGUGGCGCGGGCGAGGCUCUGCGAGAGCAGUGGAAGCGAGCACUCGGCGGCGGCAGAGAGCUUUUCGGAUUUAUCGGCUCUUGUCAACUCUUUCAUUGAAAGAGGAGAUUUCAGAGGAGAAGGGGAUGCCCGUGAAGACAUAAACAAGACGGAGCAGUUGAUGGAUGACGAGUCGGAGGGUUAUUGGUCUGAUUCAGAGACCAAGAAUACCCUUCAAAGCCUGCUUGAUAAAAGUGACGAGGAUGAUGACGAUGAUGUGAAGCAGAGGAUUUUUGCUGAGGUAGAAGUCGCAGUUGGAGGGGCUAUUGGGGACAGGUCGUCCCCGGGGUUCAAGCGAAAGUUGAUGGCUCAUUUGCGCGAAAAGGGUUUCGAUGCUGGACUGUGCAAAUCGAAGUGGGUGAAAUCCAGCCGGUUCCCAGCAGGGGAAUACGAAUUUGUAGAUGUCUAUGUCGAAGGGACUCGUUACAUUGUGGAACCAUUCUUUGUGGGAGAAUUCGAAAUCGCUCGUCCCACGAGUCAAUACGAAGCGUUGCUCAGUGUCUUCCCGACGACAUUCGUCGGACAAGUUGAGGAGCUGAAGAAAAUUGUGAGGCUCAUGUGCACCGCCAUCAAAAAGUCGAUGAAGAGCGUGGACAUGCCAAUGCCACCAUGGAGGAGAAAUGGGUACAUGCAAUCCAAAUGGUUUGGCUCCUACAAGCGCACAACAAAUGCAGUUCCAGCCAAGGAGUUGGAACACAAUGAGAGCGUUGGUCUAAAGAGAUCAACGGGGUUUGAGGCUUUGACUACAAAGGCUUAUUAUUGCAGAGAUGCCUUCGCUAGCAAGAACGGCUUAAGAGUUGGGCAUUUAACUGCUGCGUUUCAGGGCAUCUGA
This is a messenger RNA of Prunus armeniaca (apricot), 924 nucleotides long. Lineage: Eukaryota; Viridiplantae; Streptophyta; Magnoliopsida; Rosales; Rosaceae. The record is from the annotation of a GenBank genome assembly.